AUGCCCAACGACGCUGAAGACGUCGGCAACGGGAACGCAGACGAGCGUACGGGCUUGCUGAAUGGAAACAGUCGCUACGGCAGCCAGCGCUGGUCUCGUCGCGAUGAGAGACUCUGGGUGAGGGCGCCCUUCGAGGUCUGCCACUUGACCUAUGCCACGCUGGCGAGCAACUAUAUCAACGUCCUCCUCGUCUUCGUGCCUCUCGGCCUCCUCUCCGGCUUCCUGCACUGGUCGCCCACGGCCACCUUCGUGCUCAACUUCAUCGCCAUCAUGCCAUUGGCGUCCCUGCUGAGCUUUGCGACGGAGGAGCUGGCCGCGACCCUGGGAGAGACGCUCGGAGGACUGCUCAAUGCGACCUUUGGAAACGCCGUCGAGCUUAUCGUCAGCAUCGUUGCUCUGUCCAAGAAUGAGAUCCGCAUCGUGCAGUCCAGCAUGUUGGGCAGUGUCCUGUCCAACAUCCUCCUCGUUCUCGGCUGUUGCUUCUUCUUCGGUGGUCUGAACUACCACGAGCAGCUGUUCAACAGCACGGCGGCUUCCACCAUGUCCUCCAUGAUGACUGUAGCUUCUGCCUCGCUCAUCAUCCCAUCCACGCUCUAUGCCUCCCUCUCCUCCUCCAAGGCAGACUCCAGAGAGAACAUCCUCUUCCUCUCCCACGGAACCGCCAUUAUUCUACUCAUCGUGUACAUCAUGUACCUUUACUUUCAACUAAGCUCCCACUCGGACCUCUUUGAAGGCGCCAGCGAAGAGAGCGGAGAGCUGGGUGAAUCAGGUGAAGAGGAAGAACGCACCCUCAACCCGUAUGCGGCCUCUGUUCUCCUGCUCAUCAUCACCCUGCUCGUCGCCGGAUGUGCCGAGUAUCUCGUUGGAAGCAUCGACAGCAUCGUCGAAGCAACUAGCAUCAGCAGGACCUUUAUUGGUCUUAUAUUAAUCCCCAUCGUCGGAAACGCUGCAGAACACGUCACCGCCGUCGUAGUCGCAUGCAAGAAUAAGAUGGACCUCGCCAUCGGCGUCGCUAUUGGAAGCAGUCUGCAGAUCGCCCUUUUUGUCACACCUUUCCUGGUCAUCCUCGGCUGGAUCAUGGAUAAGGAUAUGACCCUGCACUUCCAGACCUUUGAGACCGUCGCUUUCUUCCUUUCCGGGCUGGUCGUCACCAUCUUGAUCCAGGACGGUAAAUCAAACUACCUCGAGGGCGGUCUUUGCCUUGGAAUGUAUAUAAUCAUUGCUCUCGGAUUCUAUGUCUACCCCGAUGACGCAAAGGGUAUCGGAGCCGUUGCUGCCCAGCUCGCCAGCCGCUUCUCCCUUUAG
Molecule: messenger RNA, 1305 nt
Organism: Arthroderma uncinatum
Lineage: Eukaryota; Fungi; Ascomycota; Eurotiomycetes; Onygenales; Arthrodermataceae
Product: calcium/proton exchanger
Exons: 3
Coding region: 1-1305 (434 amino acids)
Biological process (GO): intracellular calcium ion homeostasis; calcium ion transmembrane transport
Cellular component (GO): fungal-type vacuole membrane
Molecular function (GO): calcium:proton antiporter activity
Source: RefSeq, a predicted model, not a curated record